CGGGGCUCGGGAAAAGAAGAGGAGCUUGGGGAGCCUUUGAGCGUCGAGAUCCCAAUCGCGCAGCUGGGGCGCAGUUCUGGGGACCCUACAGGCUACGCAGCUACCCCUCCCGGACCGAUGAGGCCUAAUUCGGGGCCCCGCUCGCCUCCACCCGCCGCCCCGUGACUCACCCGGGAGAGCCGAGCCUGACGCGGCGGAAGCGGAACGGGCGGCGGCGCGCCCAGGAAGGAGCCGAGGCCGACGGCCGCGCCAGUGACGCCCGAGAAAGGUGUCUGGGAUGGAGGACUUAUCUGAUCGGUCCGACUUCUACAUCGGUCUGGGACUGGCCCUCAGCUCUAGCUUGUUCAUUGGCGUGAGCUUCAUCCUAAAGAAGAAGGGGCUUCUCAGACUGACUGCAAGGGGCUCUGUCCGGGCAGGUCUUGGAGGUCAUGCAUACCUGCGAGAGUGGCUGUGGUGGGCAGGGUUGCUUUCCAUGGGAAUUGGGGAAGCUGCCAAUUUCGCUGCUUAUGCUUUUGCCCCGGCAACUCUGGUAACGCCUCUGGGAGCACUAAGUGUUUUAGUCAGUGCAGUUUUAGCCUCCUACUUCCUGAACGAGCAUCUGAAUGUCCAUGGGAAGAUUGGCUGCGUUUUGAGUAUUUUGGGCUCUACAGUCAUGGUGAUCCAUGCCCCGCAGGAGGAAGAGGUCUCCAGCCUGGAGUCAAUGGCAGAGAAACUGAAAGAUCCAGGAUUCAUCACAUUUGCUGUGUGCGUGCUGGUGAGCUCUAUUCUUCUCAUCUUCGUGGCCGGACCUCGCUACGGACAGAGCAACGUCUUAGUGUAUGUUCUAGUUUGCUCCACCAUCGGUUCGCUCUCGGUUUCUUCUGUCAAAGGUUUAGGCAUUGCCAUUAAAGAGUUCUUUGCUGGGGAGCCUGUUUGGAAAGAGCCGCUGGGCUGGAUCCUCUUGGUGUGUCUUGUGAUCUCCAUCAGCAUCCAAAUCAACUACCUGAACAAGGCCUUGGACAUCUUCAACACCUCUGUGGUCACUCCCAUCUACUAUGUUCUCUUCACCGCUGCUGUGAUGACCUGUUCGGCCAUCCUUUUCAAGGAAUGGCAGCACAUGGUUCUGAUGAACAUCGUUGGUACCAUCAGCGGCUUCCUCACCAUAGUUUUUGGCAUCUUUCUCCUGCAUUGUUUUAGAGACAUUCCCUUCACUGCAGACCUGCUGCCUCUGUUCCUGAAGCAUGGCCAAACAGACAUGCAGGCAGUUUCGUGGAGAAAGAGGGACAAGCACCCGUCCUGCCUUCACCAGCCCCUUUUGGAAUCAGAGGACGGACUCAAAGUGAGGAGAGAAAAAGCAGCGGUGGAGGAAAACCAGUGUUUUUGAAAUGCAGCCUGUUGGCUCAGACAACAGACUGGCCUUGAUGCUCUUCCAAAGAACUUGACCUCUACUGUUGCUCUCCACCAGAGCACUUGAAUCAUUCAUGGGUAACCCUGAAAUACUUGAGAAGAGUUUCCUCUUAUGCACUCUUUCAGCUGGUAACCUGCUAAAACCAAAUAAGCUGGUAACCUGCUAAAACCAAAUAAGAGAUAGUUACAAGCUAGAGCUGCCAGCUCUGAUCUCAACCGGCCUCCUGUGGCAUCAUCAGUCUUCUCUCUGACAAAUCAUUUGGAGCUAAUUGGAAGAUGUCGGGCAGACUGGGCUGCAAAAGAACUAUGCAGCUUUUCAUCUGGACCAGAGUGGGCUUUUGAAGAAAUCUUGCAGUCAACCCCCCUGCAGUGAAAACAGCUUUUGAAACUGCCUGUAGUUUCAGAAGAGUUGGAUGAUGGGAGGGUGCACUGCUCAAAAGGAGUGGAAGGAAGGCAAGCCCUGCCUUUGGGCAGACCUGAAGUAUCCCUGAGAGUUAGGAAUGGGUUCCUCUUCCCUUCGCUCUUAGCUCUGAUUCCCAGGCCGUUUCAGCAUCUUGGAGAGAUGGAACGAGGCUCAUGUGAUUGAGGCAACUUGGGAAAGGAACAUGCAGGAGGGAUUCUCUCCGCACGUCUCCUUUGGGUCAAUUUAGGGUGAAGUGGUGAAGACUCAGGGAGAAGAACAGUGGGCAGCGUGGCCCUACUAUAUAAAGUGGACCACUGAUAAAAUGAGGUGCUAAGCUGGGGGCUUAACCUCCAAACCGAGGUAUGAGCUCCUUUGCACACAUGUGCUUUUGAAAAUCAGUUCGUGGCAACUGAAAUCUGUGCGAUUUGAAUUCACAUAAGUGUGUUUAAGCCCCAAGCUCAAUGGGCAUGUCUAACCUUGGCAAUAACACUGUCUUAUCACUUCCUGAAUGUAAGGACAAUGCAUUGCGGGUGGCCUUAAAAAUUAACUUUUAAAAUUUAAACUGUUAACAGUUUACAAAUUAUUUAAAAUGAACAUUACUUUUUUGUGCAGCACCACCACACCUACAGUGGUAGGUGUUUGGCUUCAGUUGUUGCAGACAUAAAAUAUGUGGCUUUUAAAAAAAUACCAGAGUAUUCCGCAUUUUACUUCAAACUAAUUUGUGUCUUUUGCUGCCUGUAGGGUACUAUAUUAUGGCUCAAUGUUCAGGAGUCAUUUAUUGUUUCAGGCCGGACACCAAUCUUGCUGUAUUACCAGUGUCCAAUUGCUGUGGAUUUUCUAUCUAGCAUUUCUCCUGCUAGAAAAAUAGGAUCAGUACAGCUUCCCUUCCAUACAAAAAAAAAAACCCCAAGCCGGUAGAAAAGCACAAAAUGUGGCCAGUCACUUGCUGUUGCUGCCUUCCCACCGUGACUCGCUUGUUGCUUUGCAUUGACAAGAAUGAUGAUGCAUUCACAGUGGAGGGAGAUUGUCAGCAGAUCAUCUUACUGCUUGAUCCCAUAACGAUUGGUAGCUGCAGCAUUUUAAGUAUUACCGCCUUUAUUUUCCAUAGAAAUUCCAUCAACACUUUAAAGCUCCUUUUCCAUUCUCAGUAGCUGCAUAAACCCUGUGGUUCUCUUCUAUUGCCUGCCCAUCCUGGAAAAAAGUUCAAAGCUUCCCUUAGGCAUUUAGAAUUCAAGGCAUACCUAGGACAGUGAUGGUGAACCUUUUCGAGACCGAGUGCCCAAAUUGCAACCCAAAACCCACUUAUU
Sphaerodactylus townsendi is the source of this 3096-nucleotide messenger RNA. RefSeq names its product magnesium transporter NIPA2-like. Gene Ontology annotation, molecular function: magnesium ion transmembrane transporter activity. The record is from RefSeq and is a predicted model, not a curated record. Lineage: Eukaryota; Metazoa; Chordata; Lepidosauria; Squamata; Sphaerodactylidae. Gene Ontology annotation, biological process: magnesium ion transport. Bases 278 to 1363 code for a protein of 361 amino acids. Gene Ontology annotation, cellular component: membrane. The transcript is spliced from 6 exons.